Molecule: messenger RNA, 780 nt
Organism: Mytilus trossulus (common blue mussel)
Lineage: Eukaryota; Metazoa; Mollusca; Bivalvia; Mytilida; Mytilidae
Exons: 2
Coding region: 1-780 (259 amino acids)
Molecular function (GO): protein binding
Source: RefSeq, a predicted model, not a curated record
AUGCAGAAACCUUCUACAAGUACAAAAGAUGGGGAACCAAUUCUACAAGAAAUAAGUGAAAAUGAUGAUACUUUUAGUGAAGAAGAAUGGUCGAAUGACUCAGAGGAAGAUUUUGAACAUUUAUCAAGCCGGGAAAAAAACUUAGCCUUACCUUUUAAUCAACCAAAUAUCGCAUUUGUUUUUGGUACAAGUAAGCUCUAUGCACAAAAGGAUUAUCUUAUAGACGUCUCGCCUGUGUUUAAAGCAAUGUUUAGUCCUACAUUUCUGGAAGGAUCUUUAGAAGAUAUACCUCUACCUGGUAAAAAAAUUAGUCAUUUUGUUCAUUUCCUGCGUUAUCUGUCUCCGGGAUUCGAAGAUGAACUUACAGAAGACACUGUUCAUCAUAUGUUGCAUUUAGCUGAUGAAUAUCAAACUGAUGAUUUAAAGAAAAAGAUUGAAAAGUUCCUUACCAAGGGCGUUUUGUCUGAGUCAGAUUCCAUCACAUCAGAACAAAUUAUCUCAGAUAUUCAUGAAGCGGAAAGGUACAAGUUAAACGACUACCUGACUGCAUGCAUUGAUGUAGCAUCUCGGAAAAAAUUUCAAAGCUUGAAAAGAAAUUCGAAAUUUGAAGAGAUAUCUCAAAAUACACACCUUAAAAUUGCCUUUAAACGGAUGGACAAUAUCGAUAAGAUUUACAAUAAUGCAGUACAAAGUGACCUUGGACUCACAAGACUAAAAACAAAUCAAUUUCAUAUGAGAGAUCUUGGCACUAACUUAAAACCAUACAUGAAAGAUAACUAA